CUUAUUUGGUCGCGCGCCACGUGAACAACAGCACCGGGCGAAACAAAGGCGGCCGGGCGUCGUGCCGGCCGCCCGCCUCCUCGUGCUCUGGCACUUGCCCCCAAUGAUCUGCUGAGGCCACGCGGGGGACCUUUGUCUUUGUUUGCAGGCCAGCCACACGGUGAUCAUGAGCGCGCUGGGGCUGCCCGGGUACCAGUUCAGCACGACCUACGUCGGCAGCUCCGAGUGGGGGCCCAGCGAGUGCUACCCGGUGCUGCUGGGGGAGGUGGACAGUUCAGGGAGCCUCAACGCGCAGUGCUCCCACCGGCUGUCCGAGCACAUCCGCACCAAGGCCGUCUUCCAGACCCAGCAAGAUCGCUUCGUGAAUUGGCAGCUGGACACGGAGUACAGGGGCGACGACUUCACAGCCACGCUCACGCUGGGACACCCCAACCUCCCCAACACGUCCGGCGUGGCAGUGGCGCACUUCCUGCAGAGCGUGUGGGGGGGGCUGGCGCUGGGCGGGGAGCUCGUGCUGCACCGGCACGCCGGCACCCACGGGGCCAUCCUCACGGCCGCGGGGCGCUACACCGGAGAGAACUGGGUGGCGACGCUGAACGUGGGCCAGGGCGGUGCGCACGCCAGCUACUACCACAGGGCCAACCGCCAGGUGCAGGUGGGGGUGGAGUUCGAGGCGAGCACGCGGACGCGCGAGAGCAGCUUCUCGUUCGCCUACCAACUCACCCUGCCGCGCACCAGCACCGUGUUCAGAGCGUGUGCCGACAGCAACUGGGUGGUUGGUGCGGUGCUGGAGAGGCGACUGCGGCCGCUACCGCUCACGCUGGCGCUCGGAGCCUUCCUGAGCCACCGCCGGAGCCGCUUCCAGUGCGGCUUCAGCCUCACCGCCGGGUGAACCGCAACAACCACGACAACCACAACCACAACCACCACAACCAACUCAACCACCACCAACCCAACCACAACAACAGCAACAACAACCACAACAACCACAACCAAGUCAACCACCACCAACCCAACCGCCACCACCACCGCCGCUUCCGGCUCAGCUUCAGCCUCACCGCCGGGUGAACCGCAACAACCACAGCAACAACAACCACAACAACCACAGCAACAACAACCACAACAACCACAACCAAGUUAACCACCACAACCGCUUCCGGCAUGGCUUCCGCCUCACCGCCGGGUGAACCACAACCACCACGACCACCGCUACCACCGCAACCACUUAUCAAAUCUCCCACCAUCAGAACCACCACCAUCGCCACUCCAACCAUCAAUUAGAAUCACCCCCAUCAACAACAGCAUCUACACCGCUACCACCACCAACACCACCACCAACAUUCUAGAUUUGAAGCUUUCGCGACUGCAAAGAUUCAUACUCUUGGGUUUUUUCGGUAAAGUCACGUAGGUGAAAAUAUUAAAAUAAAUAAUAAAAUUAAUAAACAAACAUAAGAUCCAAGUCCGAUUCAGUACAGCACAUAAAAUCCGUGAUCUAAUCCCAUCUGUGAAGAUGUCAUCCCUGACUUGCAAUACCCUGGAGUCUACAAACUUAGUUGCAGCUGUGGUGACUUACAUUGGGGAAACGAAACUGUCAUGUCUCUGAUCGUGUCCGCGAGCACAAGUCAGAUCUGAAACACGGCAAAAUUGAGUCUUCCGCCGUUGCCGAUCAUUGCCACAACGCUGUGGGCUCUCAUGAUAUUGUCUUUUCCGAGACCAAGGUGCUCUGCAAACCCUCUGGCUACCAUCAGAGGUUUGUAGACGAAGCCAUACAGAUAUACAAACACAGACAUGGCUUCAACCGUGAUGAUGGGUAGAAACUGUGUAAUCAUUGGAAACAUGUUAUUAACCAUGUAUAACAGAUUUCCACGGGUUCAGUUCUGAGUGGACCAGGGAGCCACUUGAAGGAGAAUGGGUCUCAGAGGUAGUUCUGUGAUGUCCACUUGCAUGGGCCAUUGAAGGAGAACCACUUACUCUGAACAUUAACAUAAUUUAUCACUCAUUAUGCGGCGGAUUCCUCGACCUUUGGUUGUCCUGUACAUUAACAUAAUUUAUCCUUCGUUUUCCCGGUGUAGCGCGCACGGCCGAACGCUUCCCCCGUCCCGGGAUGAGACCGCUCGCUCUGCCUUCCGUGUCCCCGUGCGUGCGUCUGUCUGUGUGUGUGUGCGUCUGUGUGUGUAUGUGUGUCUGUCUGUGUGUGUGUCUGUGUGUGUGUGUGUCUGUGUGUGUGUGCGUCUGUGUGUGUGUGUGUCUCUGUGUGUGUCUGUGUGUGUGUCUCUGUGUGUGUGUUUGUGUGUCACUGUGUGUGUGUCUGUGUGUGCGUCUGUCUCUGUGUGUCUGUGUGUGUGUCUGUGUGUGUGUUUGUGUGUCACUGUGUGUGUCUGUGUGUUUGUGUCUGUGUGUGUGUGUCUGUGUGUGUGCGUCUGUGUGUCUGUCUGUGUGUGUGUCCGUCUCUGUGUGUGUGUGUGCGUCUGUGUGUCUGUCUGUGUGUGUGUGUCUGUGUGUGUCUGUGUGUGUGUCUGUUUCUGUGUGUUUGUGUCCGUCUCUGUGUGUGUGUGUCUGUGUGUGUGUGUGUGUGUCUGUGUGUCUCUGUGUGUCUGUGUGUGUGUGGGGAGCGGUGGUGUAGCGGUUAGCGUGACGCUGCGCUACGAAUCCGGCGCCCCGAGUUCGAUUCCCGUUCACGCCCAACACCAGUGACGAUUACCUGAACCGGUUCUGGGCCUCCCCUAGGUUGACUCAGCCUCGAAUGAGUACCUGGUGCAGUGGGUAAAACAUCGCCCCUGGGGGAGACAAAGGCGGUCGGGCUUGGCGCUGCCCCCCCCCACCCCCUUGUGUACCGUCCCAGCCUUUAUAGGUGCUCGCUAACAGCACUUGCUCUUACAGUCUGUCCAGGCUACAUGGGGGAUCUUUGUCUGUGUAUCUGUCUGUGUCUGUGUGAGUCUCGAGGGGAGCGGUGGCGCUGUGGUUAACGCACCGCACCACGAACCCGGCGACCCGAGUGAGAAGAUUUCCGCUCACGACCAAAAAACACAGUGCCGAAUAUUCUAACCGGUCCUGGGCUUUCCCCUAGGUCGACUCAGCCUUAAAUGAGUAGCUGGUGCGGUGUUAUUGUAAACAUCGCCACUGGGGAGACAACGGUGGCCGGGCGUGGUGCUGGCCACCCACCCCCUCGUGUGCUGUGCCUGCCUUAAUAGGUGCUCGCUAACAGCACUUGCCCCCGCAGUCUGUGUAGGCUAUACGGUGGUGAAGCCAUCCCCCAGUUCGAUUCACGGAGAACAGUGACGACUGUCGAAAACCGAGCCAUCUCCCCCCGGGUCAACUCAGCCUUAAAUGAGCAUCUGGUUCAGUGUGUCAGCGUCGCUACUGUGGAGACAAAGGCGGUCCGGCCUGCCCAGGUGCGCGGUGGGCAGCUCUUGGCGUCCCCCUGGCGAUGGACUUGUGGACGUUCUCCGACCCGUUCUUCCUCGUGUCUUGU
Molecule: messenger RNA, 3472 nt
Organism: Lethenteron reissneri (Far Eastern brook lamprey)
Lineage: Eukaryota; Metazoa; Chordata; Hyperoartia; Petromyzontiformes; Petromyzontidae
Product: mitochondrial import receptor subunit TOM40B-like
Biological process (GO): protein import into mitochondrial matrix
Cellular component (GO): mitochondrial outer membrane
Molecular function (GO): transmembrane protein transporter activity
Source: RefSeq, a predicted model, not a curated record